Messenger RNA from Maudiozyma barnettii, 3924 nucleotides. RefSeq lists its product as uncharacterized. NCBI's taxonomy places the organism in Eukaryota, Fungi, Ascomycota, Saccharomycetes, Saccharomycetales, Saccharomycetaceae. The coding region runs from base 1 to 3924 and encodes 1307 amino acids. The transcript has a single exon. Gene Ontology annotation, cellular component: membrane. The record is from RefSeq and is a predicted model, not a curated record. Gene Ontology annotation, molecular function: ATP hydrolysis activity; ABC-type transporter activity; ATP binding.
AUGUCUCAAACUCUGAUAGAGAACAACUUAUCGUUCUCAAAGGUACCGAGAAUCGGAUUACAUGUACGAGACCUAUCAAUUAUAGCGUCCAAGUCGAAUACAAAGCUGGUAGACUCGUUCUCUAUGGAUUUAGAGAGUGGGUCGAUUAUGGCUGUUAUGGGUGGUUCUGGUUCUGGUAAGACUACCCUGUUAAACGUGCUAGCAUCAAAGAUAAGUGGUGGUCUUACCACGGAAGGUACUAUUAAGUAUGUGCUAGAACAACAACCUAUGGAUAAUUCAUUCACUUCAUCGUCAUCUCCACGUCAUAAUGAGAUAAAUAGCAAAGAAGAGAUAGUAGUCACUGGUAUAGAGAAUGAAUCCGAGACUGAAUUCGAAACUGAGGAGAAACAUGUAAAGAUGUCAUAUGUUCCACAACAGGACGUGUUAUCUGCAAGACUGACUUGUCGAGAGACCAUGAUGUUUGCAGCCGAUUUAAAAUUAGAUAAACCAAAAGAAGAGAAAAUACGAAUUGUAGAACAAUUAAUUAAUGAGCUGGGCCUUAAAGAUUGUGCUGAUACGAUGGUCGGGGAUAGUACACAUAGAGGUUUAUCUGGUGGUGAAAAGAGAAGAUUAAGUGUUGGAACUCAAAUGGUAGCUAAUCCAUCUAUUAUGUUUUUGGAUGAACCCACUACUGGACUAGAUGCAUAUUCUGCAUAUCUAGUGGUGAAAACUAUUAAGAAAAUGGCAAAAGAAGAUGGCCGGAUAUUUAUUAUGUCUAUCCAUCAACCUAGAUCUGAUAUCUUAUUUCUUUUUGAUCAAAUUUGUAUUUUAUCUAAAGGGAAUGUUGUAUAUUGCGAUAAAAUGUCAGACACUAUACCAUAUUUUGAAAAAAUUGGAUUUACAGUACCUCAUAUGGUGAACCCAGCAGAUUAUUUUGUUGAUUUAUCAAGUGUAGAUGGCAGAUCUGACGAUGCACAAAAAUUAACUGAGGAAAGAUUGGAAAGAUUGGUAGAAAAUUGGCAUACUUUUGAAAAGGAUACUGUAAAAUUUGAAAAUAUUGAUCAUAUGGAUCCACUACAAGUGCAAAACAUGACUACUAGUCUACCAUUUAUGAAACAAGUAGCAGUGUUAACAAGAAGAAACAUUAGAUUGAAUGUGACAGAUUACGUCACUUUAGGUGCAACGUUCUUAGAACCAAUUAUUAUUAGUACAGUUUCAGGUUGGAUUUAUUAUAAACCUGAUAAGACUUCAUUAAGUGGACUUAGAACAACAUCUGCUUGUUUAUAUUCAUCAGUCAUUUUACAAUGUUACCUUUAUUUACUAUUUGACACUUAUAGACUUUGUGAACAGGACAUUGCAUUAUUUGAUAGAGAACGUGCAGAGGGAUCAGUUUCACCUGUUGCCUUCAUUGUUGCAAGAAAACUUUCAUUAUUUUUAUCUGAUGAUAUAUUAAUGACCUUAACUUAUACCACCAUCAGUUAUUUCAUGUUUGGUCUAGAAGCAAAUGCUACAAAAUUUUUCAUUCAAUUUUCUGUAAAUUUCUUAGCACAAAUGUGUUGUUCUGCAUUGGCGAUGUUAUCAGUUGCUGUUUCCAGAGAUUAUUCUAAGGCCUCAUUAGUAGGUAAUUUAUCAUUUACUGUGUUAUCAAUGGGUUGUGGCUUUUUCGUUAAUGCUAAGGUUAUGCCUGUAUAUGUUCGUUGGACCAAAUACAUUGCGUUUACUUGGUAUGGUUAUGGUGCAUUGUUAUCUAAUACCUUCACGGAUGAAUAUUGUACAGGAGAUACACUAGAUUCUUGCAUGGGUAAUCAAAUUAUUGAAAGUUUCGGAUUUUGGCGUAAUUGGAGAACGGUUCCAAUUAUUAUUCUAUUUUGUUGGGUUAUUGGUUUCACGAUUAUUGGUAUCGUAAUAAUGUAUCUUCAUAAAGUAGAUAUUACAUUACAAAAUGAGGUGAAAUCCAAGAAAAAAAAGAAAACAAAUAACAAUAGUAAAAUAGAUGAAAAUAAAAAUAGAUCAAAUCCAUUUUCAUCAAUAUUCGACUCAAAAAGCCAAGAGAAAGAUGUAGAAGCCACAACAAGUCGUCAUGAACAUGAAAUUGCGGUGACUUUGAAAGAUAUUAACUUAAAGGUUAAUUUCACAAGAUUGAAUCGUGAUAAAUGGGCAUCUGGAUUUAUCGAGAAAGAAGAAAAACAAAUUCUAAAAUCUGUCAGUGCUAAUUUCAAACCUGGAAUGGUUAACGCAAUUAUGGGUCCAUCAGGAUCUGGUAAAUCAACAUUACUUAACUUGAUGUCGGCAAGAGUACAUUCUAACUUAAUUACAAAAUUCACAAAGAAAGGUUCCAUUCUAUUCAAUAAUGCUGAGGUUUCUGAAGAUAUGUUUAAAAACAUAUGUUCUUAUGUGUCACAGGACGAUGACCAUUUAUUGGCCAAGCUGACGGUCAAAGAAACAUUCAAGUUUGCUGCAGCAUUAAGAUUACAUCAUUUAACUUCUGAGCAACGUGAAGCUAAAAGUGAAGAAUUGAUUCGUGCUCUUGGUAUAAAACAUUGUGAAAACACUAUUAUUGGAAAUGAAUUUGUCAAAGGUAUCAGUGGUGGUGAGAAGAGAAGAGUUACGAUGGGUAUCCAGUUAUUGAAUGAUCCGCCGAUUCUUCUAUUAGAUGAACCUACUUCAGGUCUUGAUAGUUUUACUUCAUCAACCAUACUGGAAAUUUUACAAGGACUUGCUGAUGACUACGGUAAAACAAUUAUAUUGACUAUCCACCAACCGAGAUCUGAAUUAUUUGAUAAAUUUGGAAAUAUUCUAUUACUUGCAAAAUCUGGUAGAACUGCAUUCAAUGGUACUCCAAAGGAAAUGAUCAAAUAUUUCUCUGAUUUGGGAUACCAAUGCCCUGAAUUGACUAAUGUGGCAGAUUACUUCUUAGAUUUAAUCUCAAUUAACACUCAAAAUGAUCAAAAUGAAAAGGUUUCCAAAGAAAGAGUGGAGUCAUUAUUAACUAAUUGGGAUACAGAGAGUCAAAAUAAGGCUGAAAAGAAUACCAACGAAUUGAGUAUCAUGACAAAGGAUUUAUUCCAUACAACAUACGGUGAUUGUAUCAGAAAACCUUGUAAUGUAGGCCUAGCUUACUACGUCAAUGUUAAGAGACAAUUAACUACUACUUUAAGAGACUUUGAUUCCUUAAUGGCUAGAAUUGCCCAAGUUCCUGGACUUGGUGCUAUUUUUGCCUUAUAUUUUGCUCCAUUGAAAGGAAAUUAUGUUGGGGUAACGAAUAGAUUAGGUCUUGCUCAAGAAUCUACCUCAUUAUAUUUUGUUGGCAUGUUAGCCAAUUUAGCAUGUUACCCACAAGAAAGAGAUUAUUUCUACAAAGAAUUCGAGGAUAAUGUGUACGGUAUUGGCCCAUUUUUCCUUUCAUAUAUGACUUUAGAAUUGCCAUUAUCAGCAUUUGCAUCUAUUAUUUAUGCUGUAUUCACGGUCCUAGCUUGUGGUUUACCAAGAACAGCUGGUAAUUUUUUUGCUACUGUGUACUGUUCUUUCUUAGUAACCGGUUGUGGCGAAGCUCUUGGAAUUAUAACUAACACAUUUUUCGACAGACCAGGGUUUGUUGUGAAUUGUAUAUCUGUCCUAUUAUCUAUUGGUACUCAAAUGUCUGGUUUAAUGUCCCUAAAUAUGUCGAGAGUGCUUAGGGGUUUCAAUUAUUUAAACCCUGUUGGUUACACAUCCAUGAUUAUUAUUAAUAUGGCUUUCCCAGAUGACUUAAAACUAACAUGUAAGGACGGUGGCCAAUUAGAGGAUGGUUCUUGUGAAUUCAAAACUGGUAAGGACGUGCUGGAUUCUUAUAAUCUAAAGACUAACGUUUCAGAAUACCUAGGUAUUGCAAUUUGCGUUGCAGCCAUUUACCGUCUCUUAGCAUACUUUUCGCUCAAGGCCAAACUAGAGUGGUUCAGUAAAUAG